This is a messenger RNA of Solanum lycopersicum (tomato), 1726 nucleotides long. It is a transcript of the gene ERF-H10, whose product is annotated as ethylene response factor H.10. The record is from RefSeq and is a predicted model, not a curated record. Gene Ontology annotation, cellular component: nucleus. Gene Ontology annotation, biological process: regulation of DNA-templated transcription. NCBI's taxonomy places the organism in Eukaryota, Viridiplantae, Streptophyta, Magnoliopsida, Solanales, Solanaceae. Gene Ontology annotation, molecular function: sequence-specific DNA binding; DNA-binding transcription factor activity.
CAGUGAGGCUACCUAAAAUAUUGUGUGUGUAUUUACAUUUUCUUUCCCCCCCCCCCCUCUCUAACAUCCCGCUUCUUUAGAUCCCUUUCUGUUGUCGUCUGUCUUUCAAUUUCAGAAAUUUUAUACAAAAAUCAAACUCCCUUUUAGGUGUUUUGUUUUUGAAAGCCAGGUGAUCCAGAACAGAGAUCAACGUUCUCUUUUUAUUUUUUAAAUUGUUCAAACAACCACAAGGGUCUGUUUUUCGUAUCCCUAAAGGUUGGUUUUUUUGAUUUGUAGAAAGCUUUGUAAAAAUCUCUACCUGUUGUGUAGUUUUGAUAUUAGAAAGAGGUAAUACUUUUUGUGUGUUUUGAUAUUAACCAUGGCAGCAGCUAUAGAUGUAUACAGCAGCAGCAGUAACUUGUCAGAUCCUUUAACAGAAGAACUUAUGAAAGCACUUGAACCUUUUAUGAAAGGUGUUUCUUAUUCUUCUUCUUCUUCACCUUCAACUUCGUCUUCUUCUUUCUAUACUUUUGGUGAGCCUAAUUUGUAUACUGAUUUCUGCACAAUCCCAUCAACGGCUACCCAAAUGUUUUCUCAAGGGUAUUCGUGUUUUGACAAUAUGGGUGUAGCUGAAACAGGUUCAAUUGGGCUUAACCAUCUAACCCCUUCUCAGAUCUUGCAAAUCCAAGCUCAGAUCCAAUUUCAAAAUCAACAGCAACAACUACAACUAUUACAUCAACAACAACAGAGCUUAGGUUUGUUAACACCCACUUCAACAUAUUCUAAGAAUCUGAAUUCUACUAACUUUCUUGGUAUGAAACCAGUCCCAAUGAAGCAAACGGGUGCUACUUCUUCACAGAAGGCUACUAAGCUUUAUCGUGGAGUUAGACAACGCCAUUGGGGCAAAUGGGUUGCUGAAAUUAGACUUCCUAAGAACAGAACUAGGCUUUGGUUAGGCACUUUUGAUACAGCUGAAGAGGCUGCUUUGGCUUAUGACAAAGCUGCUUAUAAGCUAAGAGGUGAGUUUGCUAGGCUUAAUUUUCCACAUCUAAGGCAUCAAUUAAACAAUGAAUUCUCUGAUUUCAAGCCUUUGCAUUCCUCUGUGGAUGCUAAACUUCAAGCCAUUUGCCAAAGCUUGGCUAAUCCCAAAUCAGAUGACUCGUGUUCUAAAUCUAAUUCCAAGCCAAGAAAGUCCAAAACUGCAGCAGUUUCAGUGGAUUCAAAUUCAGCUCAAGAAUCUUCAUCAAAGUCAGAAAUCACCACAGAUGAUUCAUUGAAAGAAGAAUUCAGCUAUCCAGAAAAUGGUACUAUCAAGAUUGAGGCUUCAUCAUCAUCAUCACCCCCUACACCCUCUGAGGAAUCAUCAUCUUCGUCUGAGUCUGAUAUUACUUUCUUGGAUUUCGCUGAACCAUCUUUCGAUGAAUCAGAAAACUUCUUUUUACCCAAGUACCCUUCCGUGGAGAUUGAUUGGGCAGCUCUUUGAUACUUUAUUGUAGUAUUACUUUUUUUUUUUGGAUAUAUCAUGUAUGGUGUCAAGUAUGGCCUCCUGCAAUGGUGUUUUUGACAUUUGCAGAGGUUGGUGUAGUAGUGAAUAGAGUCAUGUAAUAGUGAAGGUUGCUCACUCUCCGUCUUGUUCAUGCUUUGGUUUUUGUAUAUGCAUUGAACCAAAAGGGAGAGACUUUGCAUCAUGUAUGUGUCUUGUUCAUUUCUUAACUUAAUAUAAUCAUAUCUAAUGUUUUAGUAUGUA